Messenger RNA from Humulus lupulus (European hop), 3072 nucleotides. RefSeq lists its product as uncharacterized. Gene Ontology annotation, molecular function: nucleic acid binding. The transcript has 7 exons. The coding region runs from base 1 to 3072 and encodes 1023 amino acids. The record is from RefSeq and is a predicted model, not a curated record. NCBI's taxonomy places the organism in Eukaryota, Viridiplantae, Streptophyta, Magnoliopsida, Rosales, Cannabaceae.
AUGAAGAUUCCAUCCUUCCAAGGAAGAAAUGAUCCUGAAGCUUAUUUGGAGUGGGAGAAGAAGAUUGAGUUGGUGUUUGAUUGUCACAACUAUUCUGAGUUGAAAAAGGUAAAGAGAAGAAAUGGUGAAAGACCUAUUGAGACUUGGGAGGAAUUGAAAGCUAUUAUGAGAAGAAGAUUCAUUCCAAGUCACUACUACAAAGACUUAUUUCAAAAGCUGCAAAGCCUCACUCAAGGGUCUAGAAGUGUUGAAGAUUACCACAAGGUGAUGGAGAUAUCCAUGAUUAGGGCUAAUGUGGAGGAGGAUCGAGAAGCUACUAUGGCCAGGUUCUUAGCUGGUUUAAAUCGUGACAUUGCAAAUGUGGUGGAACUACAACAUUAUGUUGAGUUGGAUGACAUGCUGCAUAUGGCCAUAAAAGUGGAGCGUCAACUGAAAAGGAAAGGUUCCACAAAGAUAGGUCAAAGUUCUGGUUCUUCUUCAACAUGGAAUCAAAAUUGGAGCAAGAAGGGUGACAAACCACAUUCCAAGAACAAUGCUGAUCCUAAAGAAAAUGAAAAUAGAGGAACCCAUAACAAAGGUAAAACUAAUUCCCAAACUUCUAGAAAUAGAGAUGUUAAAUUCUUUAAAUGUUUGGGAAGGGGCCAUAUUGCUAGUAAGUGUCCAAAUAAAAGAGUGAUGAUUUUGAAAGAAAAUGGUGAUGUUGAGACCGAUGGUGAAUCAGAUAAUGAAUCUAUGCCACCAUUAGAGGAUGCAAGUGAUGUUGAGUAUCCAGUUGAAAGGGAGCUUUUGGUUGCAAGGAGAGCUCUAAAGGUACAAGUCAAGGAAGAUGAGGGGCUACAGCGUGAAAAUAUUUUUCAUACCAGAUGCCAUGUCAAUGAGAAGGUAUGUAGCAUGAUUAUUGAUGGUGGAAUUUGUACUAAUGUGGUUAGCACUAGUUUGGUGCAAAAAUUGAAUUUACCAACUUUGAAACAUCCUAAGCCAUACAAGUUGCAAUGGUUGAAUGAUUGUGGAGAAGGUAAGGUGAACAAGCAAGUUUUGGUGUCAUUCUCAAUUGGAAAAUACAAAGAUCAGGUUUUAUGUGAUGUGGUUCCAACGCAUGCAGGGCAUAUUCUUUUGGGAAGGCCAUGGCAAUUUGACAGACAUGUUAGCCACGAUGGUUAUUCUAAUAGAUACUCAUUUGUAUUCAAUGAAAGACCAAUCACUCUUGUACCAUUAACUCCGAAACAAGUGUACGAAGAUCAAGUGAAGUUAAAAAAAGAGAAUGAGAAUACAAAGACAAGAGAGGACUUUGAUGAUAUAUUUCCUGAACAGGUUCCUAAUGGUUUACCGCCAAUAAGGGGAAUCGAGCAUCAAAUUGAUUUUAUACGUGGAGCGUCAAUCCCAAAUAGGCCAGCCUAUAGGAGCAAUCCUGAGGAAACAAAAGAGCUUCAAAGGCAAGUUGCUAAGCUCAUGGAGAAGGGGCAUGUGCGUGAAAGCAUGGGUCCUUGUGCGGUACCGGUGUUGCUUGUUCCGAAGAAAGAUAGAUCAUGGAGGAUUGCCAAGGGAAUUGAGGUGGAUGAAGAAAAGGUGAGUGCAAUUCGAGACUGGCCGAGACCAACAAAUGUGGGUAAUGUUAGAAGUUUCCAUGGGUUGGCUAGUUUUUAUCGUAGAUUUGUGAAAGAUUUCAGUAGCUUAGCUACACCUUUGACUGAAGUUAUUAAAAAGAAUGUUGGUUUUAAGUGGGGUGAUGACCAAGAGAAGGCAUUUAAUUUAAUUAAAGAAAAAUUGACUAAUGCACCUUUACUUGCUUUACCUAACUUCACUAAAACUUUUAAGAUUGAGUGUGAUGCUUCAGGAAUAGGUAUUGGAGCAGUUCUAAUGCAGGAGAGUCGUCCUAUUGCAUACUUUAGUGAAAAAUUAAGUGGAGCAGCCUUAAACUGUCCAACUUAUGAGAAUGAGAUAAGACAUGCCAAGUGGGUUGAGUUCAUUGAAACGUUUCCUUAUGUCAUCAAGUACAAGCAAGGUAAGGAAAACAUUGUGGCUGAUGCUUUAUCUCGAAGGUAUGUUUUACUCUCUACCUUAGAUGCGGAAUUGCUUGGUUUUGAAUACAUUAAAGAUUUGUAUGUUGAUGAUUGUGACUUUUCUAAUGUAUUCAAUGCGUGUGAAAAAGAAGCUUUUGGAAAAUUCUUUAGGCAUGAUGGGUUUUUGUUUAAAGAAAAUAAGCUAUGUGUGCCUAAAAGUUCAUUGCAUGACUUGCUCGUUAAAGAAUCUCAUGGGGGUGGUUUGAUGGGGCAUUUUAGUGUAUCUAAGACAUUAGAAAUCUUGCAUGAACAUUUUUUUUGGCCUAAUAUGAAAAGAGAUGUUGAAAGAGUUUGUGAGAAGUGUAUUGCAUGUAGAAAAGCUAAUUCUCAGGUCAAGCCACAUGGUUUGUAUACUAAUUUGCCUAUUCCUAGUAAACCUUGGAUUGACAUAUCUAUGGACUUUGUUUUAGGUUUACCUAGGUCUAGAAAGGGUAGUGAUUCUAUAUAUGUGAUUGUAGAUAGGUUUUCAAAAUUGGCACAUUUCAUUCCAUGUCAUAAAACUAAUGAUGCAUCACAUAUUGCUGAUUUGUUUUUCAUGGAAACUAACUUGAAAACAUGGGAAGAUUGCUUGCCACAUGUAGAGUUUUCAUAUAAUAGGAGUGUAUAUUGUCCAACUAAGUUUUCACCUUUUGAAAUUGUGUAUGAUUGUAAUCAAUUGACACCUUUGGAUUUAACACCAUUGCCUUUGACUGAGCGUGUUAACUUAGAUGGAAAAAAGAAAGCUGAUUUUGUUAGACAGAUUCAUGAGAAGGUUCGACAGAACAUUGAGAAGAGGACUGAACAAUAUGCAGCCCAAGCUAAUAAAGGGCAAAAGAAAGUUGUAUUUGAACCUGGUGAAGAUUUGAUAACAAAUCCUUUUCAAGAGGGAGGGAAUGAUGAGAACAAAGGAGCAACACUAAAAGAGUCAUUGAAAGUUCCAAUUGGGCCAAUUACAAGAGCAAGAAGGUUCAAAGAAGCACUUAAUGGGCUAAUCCAAGAUAUAUGGGCUGCUUAUGGAAAGAUAAAGUCAUAA